This is a messenger RNA of Drosophila grimshawi, 1856 nucleotides long. Its product is annotated as leucine-rich repeat-containing G-protein coupled receptor 5. Bases 62 to 1732 code for a protein of 556 amino acids. The record is from RefSeq and is a predicted model, not a curated record. Gene Ontology annotation, molecular function: protein binding. The transcript is spliced from 2 exons. Lineage: Eukaryota; Metazoa; Arthropoda; Insecta; Diptera; Drosophilidae.
CGUCGGUCGAAAAUCAUAUUAAAUUAAGCUAGAAAUAAUAUAUAAUAUCGACUAAAUAGUCAUGCAAACGAAAUGUCUACUGCAGCUACAACUGUUGCUACUAGGAAUACAGUGGUUGCUGGCGUCGCCCAUUUACGACAGCAAUGAGCGUCUAAAUCUGAGCGCCAGUUGCCCAAGUGCAUCGUGCAGUUUGUGGGGGCUGCAAAGCAACUAUCAGCGUCCACUUCGCUACUCGGCUGGCCAGGUGAGUCAGCUAGAGGAGCUGUUGCUGGGCAACUGUCAGAUGCGUGCCCUUCCCUUGGAGCUACUGCGUUUGGCGCCCAAUCUGCGCAUUCUCAUAAUUCAGAACUGCAGUGUCUAUCAUCUGUAUAAGGAAGACUUCCAGGCGACGCCGCAACUGACACAAUUGAUUCUGCCACGUAAUCACAUCUCGCGAUUAAGGGAGCAACAGUUUGUGGCGCUGCAACAGCUGGAGGUGCUCCAACUGGAUCACAAUGGCAUUCUAGUGUUGCAAGCUGAGGCGUUUAAGGGUCUGUCCAAGCUCAAAUUGUUGGGGCUGCAGGGUAAUGGCAUCAUUCAACUAGUGGCGGGCGCCUUUGAGCCCCUCCCAAAUCUCUUAAAUCUCGAUCUGAGCGAUAAUGAGAUUAGUCAGAUCAAUCCGGAGACAUUUUCUAAGAAUAGCAAACUCCAGACACUGUUGCUUAAUGGCAAUCAACUCAAACAAUUUGAACCCAGUUGCUUGGCACCAAGGAGCAAUCUGCGCCUGCUCGAUCUGAGCAAUUGCAGGCAGUUGGAGCAGCUGCAUCUACAUGGUGCUCAGAGGUUGAUGCUAGAGGGCAGCGCUGUCAGCCGUCUAAUCAUCGAUGGCGGCGUUAUCAAUCUUCAGGCGGGCAGAAAUGCGAUGACGCAGCUGCACAUUGGCGAUAAGAGCGCUGUCAUCGAACUUGACCUGCACCAGAAUCAGCUGAAUGUGAAUGCGACGGCAGAGCUGCUCGACGGUAUGUGGAAUCUGCAGCGCUUGGAUCUGUCCAAGAACAAUAUCGAUUCAUUGUCCAGUGUGGGUGGCAACUCCAGUACGCUCAGCCUGCUGUUGCCCAGUCUCACCGACUUGAAUCUUGCACACAAUCAGCUGCUAAGUCUGCCGCCGGAUUCGUCGCUGCUGCCAGGGCAUCUUCUACAGCUGGACAUCUCCUACAAUCACCUGCUCUCCGUGAGUGCAGACAACUUUGCAGCCCUGCCCAGCUUACAAAGUCUGCAUAUGGAGAGCAAUAGACUGCAUGAGUUCGAUUACGAACUCUUCCAUCGGCAGCAUCCGCGACUCCAGGAGCUGGGCAUCUGCGACAAUGAGUUGGGCUAUACCCUCAUGCACAAUAUGCUCAUCUAUAUGAGUGAUCGUGGCAUUCACUUGCCCGUCAACUGCCUGCGCCGACCGGUCCACAGCAUGGACACCAAAUCCAUGUCGGAUGAGCCAGUGAAUGCGGCACAAACUUGUACGCCAACGGGUGUCGGUGGUAUUCAUCCGUAUUGGACGACACGGGAUGUAUUGGCGAUGGUAACGCUGCUUGUGGUGUUUUGCAUAUUGAUUAUGCAGCUCUAUAACAUCCUGAAGGAGGAAGGCUGGUUGGGGCGUAUGCAACAGUGGCUCAUGGGCAGACAACCAGAUGUUGUGACUGGUGCCAAUGCCAGAGCGAGGCGCCUCAAUGAGGAAGACUCCGAAAGCUCAAGUGCAUAAUUGUGAUAGCAAUGAGAAUCAACUAGCAUACACUCAGAGAAAUCUUAUAUAGAAAGCAAUUGGCUAACGUGAGAUAAAUCUUAAAAAUAAUUUUCGAAAAUUAUAAACUAGUCAAAAAAUGACA